Molecule: messenger RNA, 2745 nt
Organism: Xenopus laevis (African clawed frog)
Lineage: Eukaryota; Metazoa; Chordata; Amphibia; Anura; Pipidae
Gene: msl3.L
Product: MSL complex subunit 3 L homeolog
Exons: 8
Coding region: 1569-2558 (329 amino acids)
Biological process (GO): DNA-templated transcription; chromatin organization; regulation of DNA-templated transcription
Cellular component (GO): histone acetyltransferase complex; NuA4 histone acetyltransferase complex; chromosome
Source: RefSeq, a predicted model, not a curated record
UCCAUGUUACAGAAAGAUCCCUUAUCCAGAAAACCCCAGGUCCCGAGCAUUCUGGAUAACAGGUCCUAAAUCUGUACUCCUAUUUUUGAAACAUUAUUAAAGAUAUCUUUCCAUAUCAUCAAGAGCAAACACGUUGCCUCAACAAAUCAACACUGUAUAGGCUGAACGUGUUUAACUGAAUAGGGUAUUUUUAUUUAAUGAUGUAAUAAUAAUUAAGCUUGCUCUUUCUUUCGCUGCAUAAUGCAGAAUAGCUUAUUAUAGAGAAAAUAGAGCUUUAGAAUUAUACUAAUAUUCAUUGGCAAAAGUAAAAAGUAUACCUUUAAUAUACUCUGAAAGGGAGAGAUUUGCUGACAAAAAGGAGGAUGUUAUAUUUGAAAGAUGACUUGUUAAACAAUUCCAUUCAAUAUUUUAUCUGUAGCUUAUCCAUUAGUUGUGCUACUCUGCGGUUGUACUUGGAAUUAAUCUACCACUUGCAACAGUUGAGAAGUGGUAUUGCAAGUAAGCACUAUUUGAACCACAGUAACUACCGUAUAUACUCGUGUAUAAGCCGACCCGUGUAUAAGCCGAGGUACCUAAUUUUACCUACAAAAACUGGGAAAACUUAUUGACUCGCGUAUAAGCCUAGGGGUGAGAAAUGCAUCACAGGGUGAUCAGCGCAAAGCAGGGUGCCGGGACGCACAUGGGCAGAGAGUGCAGCCUCAUACCCCCUUAAUGGACACACAAGUUGUAGUGACUAUAGAAUGAGAAUUGAGGGGACAAUGGUGAUAAUAUGACAGUGUUUUUCUGGGCUGCUCUGCAGGACUUUACUUUUAUAUGUAAAACUACAGGUCAAGUAGUGGCAAUUAGUAAGGAGCCCAUUCACAUGCCAGCCACUGGCACAGCAUAAAUGCAGGCACAUGAGCUUGCCCAGUCAGCUUGCAAUCCUGCAACGUGUGUAGCCCAUUAUUACAGGAAUGCUCUCUCCCUGCAUCUUCCCUCCUGCUUGUCUCUUCUCCCUUCCUCCUUCUCCCUCCCUCCCUGCUGCUCUUCUCCCUUUCUCCUGCUCGUCUCUUCUCCCUCCAGCUCAUAAUCUUUUAGUUGGGCAGGAGCCAGGGUGUACCCCUCCCCCAGUACCUGAUCGUGUAGUUGGGCAUGGUGCCAGACGCACAGACAGGGAGGUGGACUUGUCGAACACCGCUGUCCAUCUCCAGCUCGGACUGCAGCUCAUCAGGGGCUUCCCGGGGGCGUUGAGGAGCCACACGGAGCAGAACAAGGGAAGUGCCUCCCCCAGACUCCCUCCAGCAGGCGGCCGACUGUGCGGUUCAGCAGCAACUCUUCUUAGUGAGCCACCGCUGGAGCAGUGCUGCCGAACAGCAAAAGGAAUACGCAACUCUCCUGUGCUGCAGCCGCCAGCUCUGAUUUUAGGUAGUCCCGCAGGAAGGCAUCGGGCUCCAUGGGCCAGAGGGGGGUGAGAGAGGGGUUCAGGACGGCAGCGGUAUAGCAGGAGGACACCGGAAGUUGUCAUUUGUUCUGCACUUCCGCCUCCAGCAACGCGGCACCUGGCUGGCCCUUUUGGAAGUUCGUUUGGGAUGCGAAAGCAGCUGGUAAAACUGCCGUGUCAAACCAACAUCAUAACUAUUCUUGAAUCAUAUGUGAAACAUUUUGCUAUCAAUGCAGCUUUUUCAGCAAACGAUCGGUGCCGUCACCAACAGACAACUUCAAGUGUCAAUUUGAAUCUUCAUUAUAUCCCACCAGAAAAAAACAUUGAACUUUGUAAAGAGAUGGUCGAUGGCUUGAGGAUUAUAUUUGAUUUUACUCUACCGCUAAUACUGCUUUAUCCAUAUGAGCAAACGCAAUAUAAAAAGGUGACAUCGUCAAAAUUUUUUCUUCCUAUCAGAGAAAGUGCAUCUAUUCUCCACAGAAAUCAGGAGGAAGUAUCACCAAGUCCACCACUUUUAAAUCCACCAACUCCACAGUCAACUGACAGUCAGACUACCACAGGAGAGCCUGCCACUCCAAAAAGACGAAGAACAGAGCCAGACAUUUUGCAGUCUUUGAGACGUUCUACAAGGCACAGUACAAGCUGCGAUAGGAUGUCAGAAAGCAGUGCUUCUCCACAACCAAAACGAAGACAUACAGAAACUCCAGUAUCUAUGCCAAAGCUUUUCCUGCAUUUAGAAAAGAAAACUCCGGUACAUAGUGGAUCUUCUUCACCAGUAACAUUAACUCCCAGCAAAGAAGGAAGUUCUGUGUUCACGGGAUUAGAAGGUCGAAGGAAUAAUGAGCUCAAUGAGGUGUUGUCUUGGAAACUAAUGCCAGAAAAUUACCCUCAAAGUGAUCAGCCAACUCCUCCAUCUUACAUUUAUGGAUCGCAACACCUGCUUCGAUUGUUUGUGAAACUUCCAGAAAUAAUGGGAAAAAUGAUGUUCUCCGAUAAAAACCUAAAGGCUUUGCUCAAGCACUUUGAACUGUUUCUAAGAUUCCUUGCAGAGUAUCACGAGGAUUUCUUCCCAGAAUCUGCUUAUGUAGCUGCCUGUGAAGCCUAUUACAGUACCAGAAAUCCACGAGCAGUUUAUUAACGUCACUGUACAGACUUUUCUUUAUUUGGUUUACAAACUGUCACAUUUGAACAUUAUUUUGAUGCAGACAGUGACAUUUUUCUUCUCAACAAAGCAAUCUUUCAGGUUGAUCAUUGCCGAACUUUGUAUAUAAUUUGUAAUUUUUUAUGUUUUCUGUGUUACCUGUUAUUAAAGGUAGGCAAAUCAA